Messenger RNA from Leguminivora glycinivorella, 1149 nucleotides. Its product is annotated as phospholipase A1 VesT1.02-like. Lineage: Eukaryota; Metazoa; Arthropoda; Insecta; Lepidoptera; Tortricidae. The record is from RefSeq and is a predicted model, not a curated record. Gene Ontology annotation, biological process: lipid metabolic process. Gene Ontology annotation, molecular function: lipase activity. The coding region runs from base 1 to 1149 and encodes 382 amino acids. The transcript has 8 exons.
AUGAGCGGUAUGAAUGUACAACACGCAGUUAUAAUCUGCUUCCUAGCGAGGGUAUUCGGCGUGACGUCACCCGAAGCAGCUAAGUUCAGUUUAAGCUCAUUGUAUGACGCGGCGCUGCCUGUCCUGCAUCCCAUCAUUGCCGCAGGCUCCGAUAAAUUGUCACCCGAAGCGGCCAAGUUCAGUCUAAGCUCAUUGUAUGACGCGGCGCUGCCUGUCCUACAUCCCAUCAUUGCCGCUGGCUCUGAUAAAUGCGGCACAUUAAAAAGUUUCCUAGGCAUAACCUACGAGCAAAUGCAAGAAAAAAACCGCUCGAACUACCAAGAAAUAUCCAUAGACUACAUCACUAAGAACGGGAACGUCAAAUACAAUAUAACGGCUUCGAAAAGGCUUAACAGGCUUAUGUCCAGUGCUGAAACAGUCGUGGUGCUUAUUCAUGGAUUUUUGGAGAGUUCUGAUGGAUGGAUGGUGAAUGCCUUGGCUCCGGAGUACCUGAAGAAGUCGGGGUAUAAGGUUAUAGCCUUAGAUGGAAGGCGAGCGAUAUCCUUUGAAUAUUUCAGCGCGUCGACACACGCCAGGUUCAUCGGGGAGAAACUGGGAAACUUCCUGAGCGAACUCGUGCAAAAUGGCCAAGACCCUUCAAAACUGAUUCUAAUCGGGCACAGUCUCGGCGCCCACAUUGCAGGCGUGGCAGGCAAACGACUACGACAGAACACAGGCCAGCAGGCAUCAAGGAUUACAGGCUUAGAUCCUGCUGGGCCCUGCUUCAGUAAUGUGGACAUUGGAGCCCGAUUAGACAAAGGAGACGCGGCGUAUGUUGAAGUUGUACACACGAAUGCUGGAAUGCUGGGGAUAAAAGAUCCUGUAGGACACAAAGACUUCUACCCCAACGGCGGUAUGACGCAGCCUGGCUGCCUAUUAGCCACAUGUGACCACACACGGGCUUGGGAGCUCUUUGCAGAGGCCAUCAACGCGCACGAGAGUUUCCCUGCCCGCAAAUGCGAAAACCGCACACUGUUCCAAAACGGAGUAUGUGCCAGUAACGAAGUAGCUUACAUGGGCAACAGUGCCGGCAGUCCUGGCCAGUAUUACUUCAACACGGCGGCUGGUUCGCCCUUUGGGCUCAAGGCGGCUGGCAGUGGGAUUAAGUGA